GUUUCUUCAAUCUUACCGUCUUCCUUUUCUAUCCCAUUCUCUGCCAUUUCAAUUUUCAACCGCGGUUCUCGCUUCCAUCCUCAUCCGCUUAAGCCGGCCUCCUCCAUAGCUCCACCUCUGCGAUCAUCUUCUUCAUAACUAACCAAUUUUCAUUCUCUUGUCCUCCAUUUUCAGAUUUCUUCCUUGGGGCUUCAACGUGAUCGUUUUUUCUAGAUAUUCGGUGCCCGCGAGGAGGAUCGGGAGAAGAAGCUAUGCAGAGCCAACUUGUAUGCAGUGGGUGUAGGAGCAUGCUUCUUUAUCCUGGAGGAGCUACCAAUGUAUGCUGUGCAUUAUGCAAUACAGUCACCUCGGUUCCUCCUCCUGGAACGGAUAUGGCUCAACUUAUAUGUGGAGGUUGCAGGACAUUGCUUAUGUAUGCACGUGGGGCAACAAGUGUUAGAUGCUCCUGCUGUCAUACAGUGAACCUUGCACCUGUAACGAACCAGGUUGCGCAUGUUAACUGUGGAAACUGCCGAACAACACUUGUCUUUCCAUAUGGAGCUCCAUCUGUCAAGUGUGCGAUCUGUCAAUAUGUUACUAAUGUUGGUAUAUCCAAUGUGAGGGUUCCUAUUCCAGUGCACAGGCGUAAUGGAACAAUUAGCUCUGGAAUGCCUCCUGCAUCAUCAUCUCAGAGCCAAACUGUCGUAGUUGAGAACCCUAUGUCUGUUGAUGAAAGUGGCAAAUUGGUGAGCAAUGUUGUUGUCGGUGUGACAACAGAUAAAAGGUAACAUGGUGAGAUGAUGGUGAUUGAUGGCAUCUACUAUUAGCGGCUUAAAAGAGAUGGGAGGAAGCGAUCUUAAUAUCUAGUACAUUACUAUACUGCUUGGAAUAUGAAUAUGGAAUAUGGUUAUGGAAAUUUCUGUAUAGUUUGUCUCCGAAGUGUCCUUGAGGUCACCAUUCAUUCUUGAGUCAACUUCAAUUUGAGGUUCAGAGAACUUUUUACCCUGUGAAUGUGAUGUAUAUUGUGGACCAGAAGAAUUGAAGGGUCUGUACUGUAUCUAUCGUGUGAUUUCUGUACCGAGUCAUUGAGCUGUCUCGCAAGUAAAAAUAUUUAUACAUACAUCGUAUCUCCCCUCAGGUAAAUAUGAGUAAUAACGUUGAAUUGUAAUUUCUGUUUCCUUGAUUGGUAAUAUGCAUUUUGGAUUUUGUUGGUUU
This is a messenger RNA of Momordica charantia (bitter melon), 1194 nucleotides long. RefSeq names its product LSD1 zinc finger family protein (gene LSD1). The record is from RefSeq and is a predicted model, not a curated record. Lineage: Eukaryota; Viridiplantae; Streptophyta; Magnoliopsida; Cucurbitales; Cucurbitaceae.